ACGAGUCAACCAAGGCAAAACCCAUCCUCAUUUGUUCAUCAACGCCACGAAAUAUUAGUUGCAUUUCGCCUUUGGACUCGAUCAGUUGCGUCUUAUCGUAACUGCAGUCAUAACAUACGCAAGCAGAAAGCAAACUAUGACUUGCCGUGGACCAGGCUACGCUUCGCCGUUAAAGGCAUUUAAAUCCGGAGCCGUGGAAAAAAUCGUAUACAUUCCUUGCAUCGUUCCAGAUGGAAGCCGAUCCGAUUAUUUGGUGACCGUAGACGUUGAUCCCAACAGCCCCAACUACUCUAAGGUCAUUCAUCGAUUGAUGAUGCCAAAUCAGGGUGAUGAGCUACACCACAGCGGAUGGAACGCCUGCUCUAGCUGCCAUGAUGACCCCAAAAGAUCCCGAAAAUAUCUGAUCUUGCCGAGCCUUAAUACCAAUCGCAUCUACGUGGUGGACGUUUUGAGCGACCCUUUAGCUCCUAAGAUUUUCAAAGCAGUGGAACCCGAGAGUUUAUUGGCCCGCCAAUGCUCUGCUCCGCAUACUACACAUUGCUUGGCUGAUGGGAACAUCAUGAUAUCAACCAUGGGGAAUGGCGUUGAAGGAGAAGCCAAAGGGGAUUUCAUACUUCUAGAUGGCCAAACAUUCGAGGUGGCAGACACGUACACUGUCGGCGAAGAUCGAGCAGCGUUUGGAUAUGAUUUUUGGUAUCAACCUUAUCACAAUGUGAUGAUCAGCACUGAAUAUGGAGCACCCAAAUUCUUCAUGAAAGGAUUUGAUCCGGCUCAUGUCCAGGAUCAAGGCUAUGGCCGGUUUCUCAAUAUCUUCAAUUGGUCUGAGCGGAAGCUUACUCAGAAACUUGAUCUUGGGCCCGAUGGAUUUCUUCCCUUAGAAGUUAGAUUUCUUCAUGAUCCUAAAGCGGAUCAGGGUUUUGUGGGAUGUGCUUUGAAUGCCAACGUAUUUCGUUUCUUCAAAACCAACGAAGGCACGUGGGACGCCGAAAAGGUGAUAGACGUUCCAGCUAAGACGGUGUCUAACUGGAUCCUGCCCGAGAUGCCGGGUAUCAUGACUGAUAUCAUCAUAUCUAUGGAUGACAAGUUUUUGUAUUUCUCCAAUUGGAUUCACGGGGAUAUUCGUCAAUAUGACAUUUCUGACACUCGUAAACCGAAACUGGUUGGCCAAAUUUUUCUUGGUGGGUCAAUCGUGAAUGGUGGAAAAGUUAUCGUGACCAAAGAUGAGGAAUUAACGGAUCAACCCGAGGCAGUGAAAAUAAAGGGCAAAGAGUGCAGGGGUGGGCCGCAAAUGCUGCAAUUGAGUCUGGAUGGUAAACGUUUGUAUGUCACUACGUCUCUCUUGAGCGCUUGGGAUAAGCAGUUCUAUCCGGAGAUGGUCAGGAAAGGAGGGAUGUUUUAUCAAGUGGACGUGGAUACCGAUCAAGGUGGGCUGUGUUUGAACCCGGAGUUCUUGAUUGACUUUGGCGAUGAACCUGACGGUCCUGUGUUGGCCCAUGAAGUCCGCUAUCCCGGCGGAGAUUGUACCUCGGACAUUUAUGUGGCCUAAGUGAAUUCAGACAUGGCUAAUCCAAUUCACACUCAUCGUAAUUUUCAUUCAAUUCCAUGGAUUUGAUAUGAACUCACGAAUUCCCUUACAAAUUAGGUUUUAAUUUAUUUUUUUAUUACGUUAUAUAUCAGAUUUUUGUAUCGUUUUGAUUUGCUUUAUUCCUUUCACCUUUCGGUAAUGACUCAUAUACACUUGACUAAUUUCUUUGAACGGAAAUAGAAUACAUGUGUUAUAAAACUUA
This is a messenger RNA of Tigriopus californicus, 1787 nucleotides long. Its product is annotated as methanethiol oxidase-like. The transcript is spliced from 6 exons. Gene Ontology annotation, molecular function: selenium binding. The record is from RefSeq and is a predicted model, not a curated record. The coding region runs from base 137 to 1546 and encodes 469 amino acids. NCBI's taxonomy places the organism in Eukaryota, Metazoa, Arthropoda, Copepoda, Harpacticoida, Harpacticidae.